This is a messenger RNA of Coregonus clupeaformis (lake whitefish), 1242 nucleotides long. It is a transcript of the gene cfap107, whose product is annotated as cilia and flagella associated protein 107. The coding region runs from base 99 to 797 and encodes 232 amino acids. Lineage: Eukaryota; Metazoa; Chordata; Actinopteri; Salmoniformes; Salmonidae. The record is from RefSeq and is a predicted model, not a curated record. The transcript is spliced from 4 exons.
AUGAGAGCAGGUGGAAUGCACCAUCAUCUGUUCUGUUUGAUCUAACUAUGCUCUGAUAUUAGGACCAAACCAUUUCUUAAUCAGCUGUAUGUGACACCAUGUACAGUACCACGUACAGUAUGAGCAAUCAGGAAAAUAGUUAUGAUAAAUGGACCCAACCUGGCUGGAGAAUAGAGCAGAAGUAUGCAAACAAAGUUCUAAUUGGCAACUGGGUGGAAGAGAAGCUUCAGUUCACUCGAGAGUGUAAGACAGCCAACAGCACCAACCGUGCAGACUACCAGACACAGAGGGACCACCGGCCAGACGUCAUCCUCAGACGACAGGUGCUGCGGAAAGCUGAGGGCCUUCCCGCCAAGCUGCUUCUCUCCCACCACGGCACGCUGCCCUCCCAUUACCUGGUCACCCUCUAUGAUGAGAUGUAUGGGCGCCAGGGCACCUCCACCCUGCCUGCCUUGCGCUCCUGGCAUCCAGACAGGCUGGCGUGGACACCAGAGAAGUCUGACCACCCAAGCUUGGCACCUCCAACUAACUUUGGCCUGGUGGAGUCUAGACAGGUCCGUCUGGACCAGCAGCAGUCCCCCCUCCCUGCGCUGAGUGUGUACAGGUCAGCGUACCAGAGGUACCCACCCAGUGCUUUCCGCCAGCCCUGCUUCGCCAGUGUGCCACGAGGCCUCUCCAGCAAGCUCCAUCCUGCCAAUCAGAUCAACAAGGACAUGGAUCUGAAACAACGGCCCUGCAGACAGGUCCCAGACAACUCAGUCUCCGCCAGCCUCCUCCCUCCCCUGUCUGUUGUGUAGACAGAGCACGGCCCUGAGCUGGCGUGCCUCACACGCUGUUUCGAUACUCAGGGGCCGUGCUCAAGUGGUGCUGUUUGAGGAUUGUAUUUUGUAUUAGUCUAAUGCAUGAAAAAUGAAAUGGAGCAGAACAUAUGGGGAUAUCAAAAGAUGUAGAAAAUUAAACAGUAGUCUCAUUAUAAUCUCUUGAAUCUAGGCUCUGUGUGUGUAUGUGUGUGUGUGUGUGUGUGUGUGUGUGUGUGUGUGUGUGUGUGUGUGUGUGCGCGGAGGAGAGGGAGGGGGUGUCCGCAAAAGACAUCUGAACAUUUAGGAUAAUCACAUGCUAAUUAUUUUCCUUGCACUUAAUAUUUGCCACUCAAAAUUGGCUUUUGUAGUUGAUGUAGUUCUGUCCUUGAGCUGUUCUUGUCUAUUAAUGUUCUGUAUUAUGUCAUGUUUCAUGUUCUGUGUA